Molecule: messenger RNA, 1771 nt
Organism: Callorhinus ursinus (northern fur seal)
Lineage: Eukaryota; Metazoa; Chordata; Mammalia; Carnivora; Otariidae
Gene: DBNDD1
Product: dysbindin domain containing 1
Biological process (GO): negative regulation of protein kinase activity
Cellular component (GO): cytoplasm
Source: RefSeq, a predicted model, not a curated record
GGGGCGCCCGGGCUGGGUGACGCCGCCGCCGCCCGCGCCCCUCCCAGACCCCGCCGGCCGCAUGGAGCCCCCGGAGGGCGCCGGCCCGGGAGAAGCCGUUCAGGAGGUGGAGGGACCACAGGCAGCCCUGGGCACCCUGGCCCAUGGGGCAGGGGAGAGCUACCGCUCGCCCACGGCCGAGGAGGAGGUGGGCAUCCCAAUACCAGCCCCGGGGCUCCUGCAGGUCACAGAGAGGAGGCAGCCCCUGAGCAGCGUCUCCUCCCUGGAGGUACACUUUGACCUCCUGGACCUCACCGAGCUGACCGACAUGUCUGACCAGGAGCUGGCCGAGGUCUUUGCUGACUCAGACGACGAGAGCCUGGCCGGUGAAUCGCCAGCAGGCCUGCACCCACUGCCCCGGGCCGGCUGUCUGCGCUCCCCCUCCUGGACACGAACCAGGGCCGAGCAGAACCGAGAGAAGCAACCGCCUGGUGACCCGGAGCGCCAGCCAGCAAUUGUGGACACAUUUCUCACCGUGGAGAGGCCCAAGGAGGACUAGGCCAGCUGGCCUUGGGGCCAGGGCAGUGCAAAUCUGGACAGUUCUGACCCCACGGACACUCUGCCCACUCCAUGUGGCUCUGGGCCAGGUUCUCGGGGCACCCCAGCACAAGCACAGCCCAGUGGCCUUACGUCCCCGCUCCUUUCCAGUCCCUGAUCAGGGACCACAGCGCCUGAGGAUGAGGUGGGAGUGGCCUAGGCCUCUUGGAAACUUCUGUCUGCAGGACUGGUGCUCUCAUCUGCCACAAGAUUCCCAAGUGGGUGCGGGCUAAGGGUGACCGAAGCCAGAGAGAGCUUCUCUGCAAAACCCCCGAGGAUCUCAGGGUUCCGGUCUGGGAAUGGCUACACCACGCUCCAGCCCAUGGGAUGCUCUGCUACCCAGCCAAGAAUGUGGGUAGGGGAGUCCGUCCUCAACAACGCCACCUUCCUUUCAAUCCCAUCCUCUUCUUGGCACCAGGACCUCCUACCCAGGCCCUGAGACCCUGCUUGUCUUAGUUCCUGUGUGACAGCCCAGGCCACCGUCCUCAGCUCAGAACACCAAAUAUGGCACGACUGCCUCAGACCAUGGGUGGGGGGCAGUGGGCAGGGGGACACACCCCCACAGCCUGUCACGCAAACGCACACAGAGGCAUGCACAGUCCUAGGUCUGUGCCCCUAGAUGCCGUCCUGGCCUGGGGUAGUGCAGCCUGAGGGAGACUGGGAACAUGAGGGGACCACGGCACGGCCCCCCAGCCCCCGACUUAAGGGCACCAGGCUCAGCUGCUCCCACUGCUGCUUUCUAUGACCUAAGGGACUGAAGAGGCUCUGCUCUGACAGCAAGUCCAAGAACAGUUUUAAAAUAAAUGUGAAAGUUUGCUUCUGGUCCCCAGGCCAACCCACCCUGACCCAUUCCCCACUCAAACAUUUCUAGGGAAGGAACACCUGCUCUCCUGUAGCCCUGGGCGUGGCCCUAGACCCGCUGUGCUAGAGGCAAGCUCCCCGCCGAGAAAACCGGCCUCAGAAAUGCUGAGGGACGGUGCCUGCUCCCUCUAUACGAUGAGCCCCAACUCAAGGGAUGUUUACCAGGCACCACCCCGAAGUUCACUUAAAAUCAACUCCCCUGAGGGCAGCUGCAUGCCCCACCCACCCCACCCACCAGGAUCAUGCUCCCCAUCUCCAAGCCUUCCUGCUACGGCUUCCUUCCGCAGAGCUUAAUAUUUACACAAGAUCAGAUUAAAAUCUCAUCUCUUCCUAA